AUGUCAUCAUUUGAGGUUGGUAGAAGUGACAUCCUAUUGUCACCACCUGUCAAUGAUGAAGAGGAUGGUGAGAUUUCAUCUCACCCUGAUGUGGAGUUCAAUGAAGUUGACAUGGUCAAUCCAAAUCUGAAGCUUAGAAUGAAGUUCGCUAACAUUCAACUAUUUAGAGAAGCUGUUAAGCAAUACAAUGUGAGAAGAGGAAAUGACAUAAGGUUUGAGAAAAAUGAAAGAGUCAAGUGUGUAGCAGUGUGUAGAGGUACAGGUUGUGGUUAUGAAGUGUAUGGUAGACAGAUGGCGACUGAGGCAUCAUUCGAAAUAAGGUCCUUAAGACCUAAACAUUCUUGUACUCGAGUAUACAAGAGCUCAAUUGUCAAUUUGAGGUGGAUAACAGAUAAACUUUAUGAUAAGUUUAAGGUUCAACUAGACAUGCCACUGCGAGUGAUACAAGAUGAAGUCAAGAGGAAAUGGAAUGUUGAAGUCAGCAAGAGUCAAAUAUAUAAGAGUAGGAAGAUGAUAGAAAAGAAGAUAUACAGUGGUCUGAGUGAACAGUAUGGCAGGUUGUGGGAUUACUGUGAGACUUUAAGGCGUACUAACCCGGGUAGCUGUGUAAUGACGAAGGUUGAAAGAACAAACCCUAAUUUACCUGCUAAGUUUCAGAGACUCUACUUGUCCCUUGCAGCCAUGAAGAAAGGGUUCUUGGAAGGUUGUAAGCCUGUCAUAGGCCUAGACGGGUGCUUUCUUAAAGGACCCUACAAGGGAAUACUACUGGCUGCAAUUCGUCGAGAUGCCAACAACAACAUGUACCCAAUUGCAAUCGCCGUUGUAGAAUAUGAGACAAAAGACAGUUGUACUUGGUUCCUGGAGUGCCUUGUUUCAGAUCUUGGACAUCAUGAGAGGCACACUGCUCCUACAUUCAUUUCUGAUCGGCAAAAUAUGGAAGAGAUUAAGAAAGCCAGUCCUGAUGCUUUUGACUACCUAGACAAGAUUGACCCCAGCGGAUGGUCAAGAGCAUGGUUCAGCGACUAUCCUAAAUGUGACUUCCUUGUCAACAUGCAAUAUAUGCGCGAGUGUUUCAACUCAUACAUCUUGAAGGCACGUGACAAGCCAAUUCUAACAAUUUUUGAGAUGAGUAAGAAGCAACUCAUGAGAAGGUACCAACUUAAAAGAGAUGACAUUAACAAAUUGAAGGGCAAGUUGUGCCCUAGAAUUGUUGAGAAGCUUGAGGACAUUGGUGAGGAUGCAUCGAACUGCCUAUCCUGUUUUGUUGGUGAUAGCAUAUUUGAAGUAGAGCAGGGAAGAAGGCAAUAUGUUAUGGAUUUGAGGAGGAGGACAUGUGGUUGCAGAAAGUGGGAGGUGACUGGGAUUCCAUGUGCACAUGCACAUUCUGCCAUUACAUUUCAUAGGCAUAAACCGGAAGAUGUAGAUCCAUGUUAUAGCAUUGAGAUGUACAAGAAGGCUUAUGCUCCUAUCGUAUAUCCAAUGCCUAGUGAGGAACAGUGGGUAAAUACUGCGCAUGAUGUAUUGGAUCCACCUAGAUUGAGAUCAAUGCCAGGAAGACCUCGAAAGGCCAGAGUAAGAGGUCUUGAUGUGUCGAGAGUUCCUCAGAAUCCUUAUAGAAUGAGAAAGUUUGGAUUGAAGGGUAGAUGUGGGCUUUGCAAGCUGGUUGGACACAACAGCAGGACCUGUCCAAAGAAGAAGGAGCAUGCAUCUAAUUAUAGGCAGCCCUCGACAAAGUUGAUUUGCCUACUCCACUCCCAGCUAGUUUGCCUACUCCACCCCCAACAAGUGUAA
Molecule: messenger RNA, 1791 nt
Organism: Alnus glutinosa
Lineage: Eukaryota; Viridiplantae; Streptophyta; Magnoliopsida; Fagales; Betulaceae
Exons: 2
Coding region: 1-1791 (596 amino acids)
Molecular function (GO): zinc ion binding
Source: RefSeq, a predicted model, not a curated record